Molecule: messenger RNA, 12252 nt
Organism: Adineta ricciae
Lineage: Eukaryota; Metazoa; Rotifera; Eurotatoria; Adinetida; Adinetidae
Source: the annotation of a GenBank genome assembly
AUGAAUUUUGAAAUUUCCUCGCCGAACGCCAUGUUAGUGGACGGCUCUUCGGAUAACCAACCAUCACUAGCAAAUCCCUCCUCAUUGUCUUCCUCAUCCUCAUCUCUAUUCAGUUCAUCGUCGUAUUCACCCGAUCAUAGCUUUGGCAAUUGUUUCACGAUUGAAGCACAUUUACCUCUCGUGAAAAAUAACAUCGAACAAGUUGAAAAAUUCAAACGAUUAUUAUCUCGCUUGGACAACGUAUACAAUAAUAAUAAUAAUAAUAAUAAUAAUAAUAGCAAUAAUAACAAUAACAACAAUAAUCAAAACAUGUCAACCACAACUUUACCGUUACCUUCGACAACGUCACCGCAUGUUACAGAUCGUUAUCUUUUUCGUUCGCUUUCAAAUGAUAAUCAAAACUCACGAAUAUCUGCAGCAAAGAAGAACAAAUUGUCCAAUGCACCACCAUCAUUAAGCAAGCGUUAUAAAUUUUCGUCGGCUGGCACCGAUCAAAAUAAUAACGAUGUCUACAAGUUUCCCAAUGGCCAAACGGAACAACGUUCACAUUCGACUGAUUCGGACCGAUACUAUUUCCCAACAGGCGACUCUGCGAAGAAACCUCAACAAAUAUUAACGUAUGUUCGAUCCGGUUCCGGCUUAGAGCAGCGUGCUGUUACAUUUAUUGAUGGAGCGUCAAUUUCAUCUGAUAAAGUUUCUUUACCAAUAACAAAGUCAAUACAACCUACUACUAUUGUAUCGGAUACGCCUUAUCUUUUCUCAAAGACAACAGAAUCCCAGCGACAACCAAGUAUAACAUCACCAGUCAACCCAGAAGAUGCCUGGCUAGAACAACGACAGCAACCGCAUAUUAUUUUCGAUAGUAUCACUGAUUCGUCGCCCAAUUCACAAUUAAAACGUCCACGUACAUCAAGCACAAGUCCAGAACGCCGACGCAUAUCAAAGCAUUCACCCACGCGUAUGGAUACUGUCACAUCGACAAAUGGGUCAUUGUCGACAUUGCGACGAUCACCACCAACUAAAGUGCAAAAUGUUCGCUUUGAUCCAACAUCGACACAGAAAUCAUACUUAAGUGAAGCAAAAGAACGUUUGGCAAUCAAAAAGCGUGGACGAUCACCACAAGCUUUACAACAAUCAGUUGACCGUUUAGUCUCAUCAACAAAUCAAAAAUAUCGCCAACAGCAAAUUUUCUCACCACCUGUCCCAUUUCAAUCAUCACAACAACAACAUCAAAGUUAUAUCAGUCAAUAUUAUGCACAAGAAGAAGAAGAACCUCCUAUAGAUUAUCCAAUGGAUAGCGAUGAUGACGAACCACAAAAACGUUCAACCUUGUACAAUCGCGGAUUGAACGCUAAUAGCGCACACGAGCGAAUCUUGAAACAUGUCAACGGCAGUUUGCUUGACCGGCGAUACUUAGGUGAUACCAAUCGCAUCAAACAACUGGAACAGAACGCUCAUCGUUACCUACGUUUUAUCGAAAAUCAAUCGUUACAACGUGAAUUGAAUUAUGAUUUAAUUCGAUGUUUCUCAUCCACAUAUCUCGAUGAUUUACGCCGUGAAGAAAACCGACAUUUUCAAACGCGAGUUAACAUGCGAUCAUAUACAUAUGAAGAUAUACAAGACAUUCAUAUGUCGCAAGUUCUCGAAGCUUUCAAGAUGAAACGAGCGAUCGACAAAGAAAAACGUCUCCGAUUGAGUGCAAGUUUCGAUGGACAAAUUACAUCAUCAACACCAACAUCAUCAAUUGGUGCGGGACACUUAUCGCCUCUCUCGGCUUCGUAUAGUCCAGUCAUGACUGGAAGUCUUAACGAAAAUAUUGAUGCACAAUCAGGCGGUUUUGAAAUCGAUCGUCGAUCAAUAAAAUCACAUACUUCGCAUUCUCAAACGCCAACAGCUCUUCGCACGAGUUAUGUAGCACCUGCUCAGAACUUGGACUUCUUUCAAGAUAUCAUUCAAGAAAGUUUUCGCGGUAUUGAUGCAUCCAUUGCCGGUCAUGUUUCGAAUGCAUCACAGUAUACCAAACAAAAUGCUCGCCAUCCACCAGCAACUGUAUCGCAAAUGAAACCAUUGGAUACUGACAGCGAUGUUGAAAUUAAAUCGAAUUCAUCGUUUUGGUCGGAUGAAGAAGAAGAUCAACUAUUUGAUGAUGAUCGACGUCAAACGAUUCCGCAUCAGAAACAAUUAGCACGGUAUCUAUCAACGGUCAAUCGCUCAUUACUCGAUCGGCCAAGUGAUCUGAUUGCUGAUUUUUAUAUUUCGAAAUUGAAUCGUGGUAUGCAAGAUGGCGUACGAAACGUAGAAAGCAUUGCACGUGAUAAAGCACUGAUGAGACAAAAUCACAAUCGAGAAUUUCGAGAUGAGCCAACUAAUAAACUGGGUCGAAGUUUAUCAGCUGACCAUUUGUAUCAAGUUCGAAAAGAACAUUUACGUUAUAAGCAACCGUUUCACACGCCAACGUCAUUUACAGUGGAAGAUGUGGCUGAUAUUUACAAACCAUUUGUUUUGGAAAAUUACAAACGAAAGAUUGCUAUUGAAUUAGAACGACGUCGAAGAGAAAGACAAGGACAAUUGAUGGCUGGUAUUGGUGCUUCACCUAUGUAUACAUCCGAUGCAGAUAUGGGUAGUGUAUUAAAAUCCUCGCAGCCACCCAUCAUCGAAUUGCCAAUCAAUGCCGUCGCUGAUCGCAUCUACCGUCCAUCGAGUUUAACGCAAGCUCGUGUUGUUCGUACGAACGAACAAGGAGUUCCCAUAUACGCAGACGGUUCAAAUAACGACGUGAUUGUUGUUCGACCACCGAUUGUACGAACAACCGACGUUGUCAUGGGUCGAGCACAUAGAACUCUAACUGAUGAUGGUAACACCGAUGUUGUACAUCACAUCGGUAUUGCUUCACCGCCAACGUCAUUUUCACUUGUUAAACGACCAACUACACAAAUACACAUGUCCACUACCAGCACAUCAGGUCAAUAUGAAGUACCGCGUGUAAUUACAGUCGCUCCUCCGGAUUUUCCACAACGUACUCAGACUCAUAUUCGAACUGAACGCGCUGAUGGCAAUGUAGUUCAACCACAUACAAGUGAGCUCAUCGAUGGUCCAUUAACUUCUUCACAGCAAGUGCUGUAUCAAAAUGGCGAAUACGAUCCAAGUCUACGACGACCCGUUCAGAUAAUUACUUCAAGUGAAGUUACAAUCACGUCAACACCUCGUCCACAAACCAAGAUUUAUACACCAUCUCCACCACGAGAACCUAUACGCAUAUGUCAAGCUGAUCGCAUCGAGGCUGAAUCUGGAAAUUAUGAUUUAUCUAUGGCUAAAGUGAAACCAAUUCUAACAUUAAACCAGGGUGAAAUCCGUGAACUAAAUCUCUUGGCACAGCAAGCUCAACGUUUACAGAUACCACCACAGGAUUACGAACAUGCUAUGAUUAUGAUCACACCUGAUCAACCACAACAUCAACAUGACAUUGGCCGACAACCACUUCUACUGGCUGCUGCUAAUGUUGGUCAAUUACACGAUGAAACACAGGAACAAGUGACUAACCAUUUUGAACCAGAUAUUCGACCACAAAAUACGCAAUUGAUCACUCCCAUCCCUGAACAUAUGGCUAAAGUUGAACAAGAUAUUGCCGUUUUUGAAAAUAUCUCAUCAACAAACAUUCAAACACCUUCUCGAAAUCGAUUGAACGAAGUUCCGUCGGACAGCGGUAUUGUCUCCUUAAAUACCUCGCAAGCGAGUGAACAACCUAUUGUAUUAAACGCAUCCCGUAUUCGUCUGUUAGAAACUUCCGAAGAACAUCGAUUAGAACAAUUACGCGAAGAUGAUUAUUAUCAACGACGUAUACGUGCAUUAGAUCUUCUUCGUCAAGUAGAAACAGACCCAAAUAUGAACAUUCAGCCUAUUUAUCAUACUCCAAGUCAAGUUUUUGAACACACAACACCUAUUCCGGCGUCCAAUAUUACUACUGCACAAACACGUAUUACCGACACACACCGAAUCGAUCGAAUUGAAACAUUAGAACAUACUGAUGGACCUGUUAUAUACGAAACAAUCGACCAAGAAGUUGUCCAGAGAAUUCCUCCACAACAAUAUGUGACAAGUACAGAUGUUCGACAAGAUCAGCGGACAAGUAAUCGAGCUGAAAAACAUCAAGUUAAAUGGGAAGAACCAAUGCCAGUCAAAGAGCAUCAUUCACAACAAAAUCAACUGACUGACACCACAUACGAACAUACCAGUCCAUUUACUUCUGAUCCAUAUUCUGCACGACAUAAUCUACAUUCAACAGAAGAACCUUCUCAACUUCUAUCAACAUCGAAACACACCCAAGACAAUAUUGUCUAUAAUUAUGAAGUGCCAAUGAUUGAAGUAUCUAUCACUAUACCAGCUUCAUUUUUAUGUGAAAAAAAUGAAGUUCCACUGUCUCGAACAUCAUCAUUUAGUUCGGAUCAGAACUUAAAACGUCCAACAACCGAUUCAGCACGUAUUGAAUACGAUCGUCAUAGUUUAUCAUCACUCGAUGAUAUAACUCAACCAGUAUCCUACCAUCCACCAGCACGAACACAGCACGAUCAACAUUUUAUUACUCAGGAUAUUGACGUAGAACCAAUGGCUUUACGUGAAGAAACUGCCAUUGAAAACGAAGUUUCUUACGAAGGUUCGCUUGGUCGUGCAUCACUACGUGGUCCUAUCCAAUCAUUGAAUGCCCCGAGAACGCUUGCUGAGACAAAUAUCCCGGCUUUGCUGCUCGAAGAGCUGACUACUGCUAUUUCAGCUGUCGAAGAACAGCAUGCUACACAAAUAAUGAAUAGUGGUUACGAUCCAGAGAUGUUCACAAGAAUUGAACAAGGAAAUCGAGUCUCCACUGUUGUCUACGAUACAGAUUGGAAAGAUGAACAAACCAAGACACUUACCACUGAAAUGCGACCCAACUCAGCUACGGCAGAAGAAAAACGACCAUUACGAACCGAAUAUGAACAGGCCAAAAUUCAUUCUCCCAAAGCGAUUCUUGCUCGUGAACGCUUCGAACGUAUGGAAAACAAUAAUCAGGAAACAACGGCAGAUAUCGAAACGCAAGCCCAUCAAUCCGAUCAUGUGUACGAAAGCGUUCAUUCGUAUGAUGAGCUCGUUUCAGUUGAACGUCAUACUAAUGAAUCAUACGAAGAUUCACUUCUAACCGAACGCGCAGUAGAUAAUCAAGAAAUUCUAUGUCGUCCUCUGACAAAUCAUUUGCAAAUGACUGAUGAACACGCAUCAUUGUUAUCAGAUGAUUCUCUUCACACUCAUCACCGAGAAACAACUAAUGUAAAUUUAAAUGACGUAGCUUCUUUAGAAAAUCCUCUUCGUUCUACUGCUUUUGUAACCCUAAGUUAUCCCCAUCAGAAUCAAGAAAUCAAUCCGCCAUGGCAACGGAUCGUAGACGAGCAUCUUCCCGAACAAUACCAGCAAGAAAACAUCCGACUUCAAACAGAAGAACCAUCACCACGAUAUUUACCGACGAUCUUACCCGCUGCAAAUGAACAGUCUUUGCAUGAGUCAGAGAACUAUGCCAAAGCCUUGCGGCAAGCAUCACCAGUACAUGAAUAUGUUGAUGUUCAAAGUACUGACCGCAUACAAUUAGUACCAUCUCAACAAAUCAACCAAUCACGACCGAUCUGUCGCGUUCGUCAGCAACAAGUUUCAUCAGCGGAUGAACUUGAUUAUUCAACAAUUUCCUCAAUUCAUCCUGAUCACAUUGAUCAAAUUGAUGCAUCCAUCUCAAAUCCACCGUUGAUCGACACUGUUCAUAUUCAACCACCGCCUACUGUCGUCGACAUUGAAGUUCGGGUUCGACCAACCUACUCAGACACAUCAUCACUGCCGGAUAUGGAUGCAUACUUAACUCGGUUUGAAGAUACAUUCGAACCUGAGCAACAUUUACCAUUGGUCGAUCAAAUCUCUCUCUCGUAUACGACGUCCUUUCGCUCAAAUCAAGAUAGUACACGCCGUGCUAUCGAACGUUAUGAACAAGAGCAUCCCUAUUUCAGCCGAGCUCUGCCAACAGAAUGGUUCACAUCGAAUAUCUUUCCACACGAUGAACAACUAGUCGAACAAUGGACUGUAGAGAAAAAUCUCGAAACAAUUCAACAGCAACAACAACGUCAGCAAGAACAGGUAGAGUUGAGAACUAAUACUGAGUGUGCAAAUGUUAACCUUUCUGCUGUUACUACUGAUGCUUCUUCUGUUGGUGAGAGGUUCGAAGAAGAGAAAUCGACUAGUAAUACUACCGAUACAACAAACAGUGAACAACAAAUCAAUCAAAUUGCAUCAGCGGUUAUUACGAGCCAUUGUUCACCAACAAGUGAUUAUGAAACCGAUUCACUUGACAAAGACAACGAUACAACGUCUACAACCACAAGCAUGGACGGUGGUCUAAUCGUCGCGACUACCCCAAUACAACAAAACAUACCAGAUCAAUCUACAGAUAGUAAAUCUGUUAAUGAUUUAAUUGAUACACUAGAGAACGAACAAAACGACAAGACAGAUCUUGUCAAAGAUCUCCUCUUGACACUUAGUUAUGACCAACAUGAAGCUAAAGAUAUGUAUCGUGCUAAGGAACAUGAGAUUGUUGAACAAGACGACCAUAUUCUUCCAUUCAAUUUCGAUGAUCAUCAACGUGAACUAUUAAAUAUCUUUUUCGAACCAGCUCAUUUUCAUUUACCGUUGAUCAAUGAAAUUUCCAUCUAUCAAAUCACUUUUCAUAAUGAGCAUCCAUUGUUUUCUCCUUCUUCGCCGCUUCCUCUCGCUAUCACUGAUCACAAUGAUCAUCUCCUCCUAUCCAAUGAAUGCAAAACAAAUGAACAAGAAAUACUUUCCAUUGCCGAAGUUCAGGAUCAAUCCGAUCACGAAGAAGAUCUUCAAAAUAUCACACCCAAACAUGAACAUCUAUCCUACAUCGAACAUCAUCAUAUUCAAUCAUUGUAUUCAUUUGGUGAAACUCUUUCUGUUCAUAUUGAUGAGCCACCGAAAAUCAUUGAGAAUGAAGACGAACAAUCAAUUGGAAGUAUUUUACCUGAUGUCGUACCAUCAACUGUGCCAACUCAAAGCGAGGAAUAUAUUCAUCAUGAAGCAAGAGAAGUAACUAUUUUGCCAACAGAUCCAGCAAUUGAACCAAAAGAAUUUUAUUCAUCAUUUGAUCGAACCGAAACUGCACGACAAAGCAAACACAGCUAUAAUUUAGAACGUUUAUCUGAACAAAAAUAUGUCGAAAUUAAUAUAGCCACGCCUACACCAUCAAUGCGUAAAGUUCGUCCGACACCUUCAGGUCAUUUCAUAGAAGACCUUUCGAUGGAGAACACUAUUGAUACAAGAGAAGAGAAAAUUGAGUACCAUUACAUUGAAGAUCGAGAUAAUCUUCAAUAUGCGUCUACAUUAACAAAAGAGCAUUCGGAACAUUUACCACCGAAACAUCUACCAGUCGAACAACAUCCAAAUCUGGAACGCGCACGUAUACUAUUAACAUCGGAAGCGCCAGCAAGCAAUACCAAUCAAGACGAUGAAGUUUUAAUACGGGAUACAAUUGUUCAACAUAUAAGCGAAGAUGAAAAAUCAACAUCAAGUGAAGAAGUUGUGUUUGAAGAAUGGAGCGAAGAGUUUCGUUGCCGUCGUACCGAAGUGUAUGAUCAGCAAACACAUAAAUUAUUGCGUACAACUAUUGAUGAAACAAGUGAACGUGUUAAAAGUGAUGUUAUCAAAGAAGAAUACAAAGAGAAAAACGAACGCAUCAAAGGACAUAAAAGCUAUGACGUUGUUAAAGAAGUUUAUCGACGUGUACCAGCAAACACAGUCGAGCCAGGCCGGGCAACGAUUGUUAGUACUGUUGAUAAUUCUCAAAGUCAUCUAUACGAGGAAAUAGCGCAAGUCCCAUCUUCGGUACGACCAACAACUUCAUCAGCCAAUGAUCAAAGAAUAGUUAUUGAACAUAAACCAGGUAACGAUCAAUGGACAUCAGAAGAUAUCUACACAACCGAAAUUGUUUAUGAUGCUAAACUUGCUCGAGAUAUUGAAUCCUCGACUCAUCUCGAUCGUUCCAGUGCGCGAUUCGAUUCGAGAACUCCAACGCCAACACCACCACCACCAUCAACCAAUUAUGAUCGUGUUCGUAUAGGGCAAUAUCCACCUAUACCAUCUGCAAAUCAAGCAACCAUAUCAACGGUACCAUCAUCAAAUUAUGACCGUAUAUCUAGCAUUGCAACAACUACUACCACACAUUUGCCUGAACGACGUCCUACAGAACGUGAAGAACAUGUUAGUGAGGAGUAUGAAGUCGAAUUCGAACGUCGUCACUUAGAUCGACGUUCACCGUUCAAUCAACAUCAAACAACAAAUAUUGGUACUCGACAAGGACGCGAUGAAACAUCCGAGGAAGAGGUUUCCGAUCCGUACGUCAUCACUGGUGAUAAUACAUAUUCUGGAUUAACAGCAAUCGUUAACGAAGCUGGCCAACGACGAAACUCAGAUUGGAGACAGAAACUCAAAGAAGUCUACACGCCAGCAUCUGACGACGAACGAUUUGAUCAGACUGCUCGUUCGCGCGAAACAACAAAGAAAGUGAUUUCAGUCACUCGUACCGAUGAUGAACGACCACAACCUCCAAGACGCUCGUCAUCAUCUUCAUCCAUUAUUGACGAUCGCCGAACUCGAUUCGAACAGCAACAACAAUUCGACAGUUCAAGUGGCUUUAGUACCAAUGUCAGCGAUCGACCUACAUUUGGUCGAGUAGGUGAACUCAAAACUGCAUUUGAAUCAUCCACAACAACAAGUACAAGAGAUGAUAGUUCAAAAUUCCGAUCAACGACAACACCUGGACUAAUCGAACAACGUCGACGCCUAUUCGAGGAUCAAGAACAAACCAAUAAAGAAUGGUCAGCAACAAAUCGUCGACCGGUUGAUGAAUUUUCAUCAAAUGAACGUCGCAUGAGUGAAACUCAUACUACACCGUCACGUGUUAGUGCGAUUAAAUCAACAUUGGAAUCAUCAACAACUAGACAACCUGAACCUUUGCCUGUGUCUCAUACUAAAGUCGAUGUAACAAUUAAAGAAAAACGAACGAUUUCUUCUGUUGAUUCAGAUGGUAGUGGAGCAUCACCACCUAUUCAUCAAAGCACACCAAAACCAACAAAACAAAAACUAGAGGACGAUGCUGGUCAUGAAAGUGAGGAUGAACUAAGCGAUCUAACAAAUAAACAAGAGCAAUAUCGUCGACAAUCGAAAACACGUCUACGAGACUUCUCACAAAGCACAGCUCAAACAGUUGAUUCAACAUAUCUUAAUCAACGAACAAAACCGUCGUUCAAUGAAACCAACAUGGAAAGUAUUCUUUCACAUGUACCGGCAAGUAAAGGCAAAGGUCUCCUAAUUGAACUUUCACCACAUAUCUCUCAUGAAUCACCAAUCACAAGCACAACAACGACAAAAGCCGUUCGUGAUACACAUAAGUUGGUGACAGGUUCUGAUUCGGGCAUUUUCGAAUACUCAACAGCAACAAGUCAACAACCACCUGCAGCUUCUUCGUCGUCAUGGCGUAACAAUGUUUCAUUCUCAGUCAAUGAUGAUGCGAAUCAUUCACAAACAGUUCGCGACAGUGGUGUCUAUCUUGACUCAACAGCUGGCAGCCAACGCUUUGGCCGACGACAACCUUCUGAUACUGAUCAAACAACAAUUCACGGCGGAGAUGAUUCAGUUUCACGCUCAACAUAUCGAUAUGAAACUGAAAUCAUUUCCACUGAUCAGUUGAAUCAACAUCAACCACCGCCACGUAACGUUCGUCCAACAGUUCGUUCACCAAUAUCGGAUUACGAAACAAUUGCUAACUACCAUAGUGGAACAGGUUCUCAACGUCGAGUUCCGGUUACAACUGAAUCACGUACUAUUCGACCAAAACCAUUAAUUGUCGAUGAAAUUGAAACGAUAGAAACAGAAACACGUGUCGAAUGUCAAGUACAACGUACGCAUGAAAUAAAAGAGUCAACUACAAAAACCGAACGAUCAAGUAGUCCAGGAGCAGCGAAAAAGAUUAUUACUACAACAACAACUACGACAACAACAACUGCUGCACCCACGAUCCGCUCGCCAGAAAGUCUAUCGGAUGAAAUCAUUCGUACGACAACACCCUCAAAACGAGUCCUACUCAAUGAACGACCUCAGUACUAUGAUUCGAAUAAAAACUAUGAUUCACCUAUUGCUAUUCGUUCACGACCUGAAUCAACCUAUACACCAACAAAAGAAGUUCGCCAACAAACUCAAACCUAUCGUGAAAGUGGUAUUCGUGAACAUCGUUUGGACUCUCCUCAGUCGGAUGUUAUCUCCUACACCUUACCACCCUCUUCAUUCAUACAACAAGGUGAAUCCGGACGUGUGGAAGAAACUUGGUUUAAACCAAUUCAACAUGAUCGUUCACAAGAUAGUCAGCGUCAAAGUCCAUCGUCUCGAUCAAACGUUCGUACAUUGAGCGCUGGUCCACGUGCCGUUGAAGUAACAUCAUUGAGUCCACAGAAUCAAGUCACAUUUGGUAAAUACUCUCCAAAUCAAAUUAUUGCCAUUGUACGUGUACCUGAACUCUCCAAUGGCAAUAAUAAUGCUCGACCUAGUCCACCAAUACGACAUGGAACAAGCGAACCUGAACUGUACGUGCGAGCCAAACAAGAAGCAGCAGAAGAACAGCAGCAACAGCAACGUUCACGUUUACAAUACCAACGCGUUCAAGCAAGCAGCUAUCGUCCACCAUCGAUCACUCAAGAAUAUCAACAAAGACAAAGUCGAUCACGCACUGGUCCGUAUGAAAUUACAAAUGAAUAUUCAUCUCCGGUAGGAGCCCAUACACGUUCGUCAUCAUACCAUUCAGCUUUACACGAUCAAGACAGCCAACAGCAACAAGAUCGCGAUGAAUAUCCACAUUCUUCUCACUCCGGAACGGCUUAUCGUCGUCAACCACAACGUCGUAGUGGCAGUCUCGGUACUCUUCUCGGACCAAAUAUUGAAUUUGAAAUUGAGAUCGAAAAACGUCCACCACAACAACCUGAACAACCAACGGUAGUUUCACUCGAUCAACCUACACGAGCCAUCGUCACCUCAUCAAAAGAUGGUCGAGUGUCUAUUCGAAAUGUCGCUGCACGUCCAGGAAAUACACUUGUGAUCAAUAGUGAUUUUCAUGCAUCCGAUCGCUCAUUAAAUCGUUCAUCUGGCUACUUUAGUUCGGAAGAAUUGCGUUCCCAGGGUCUGAAUACAAAUUACUCGAGCGAUGAACAAUCAAGUGGUGCUGGUGCCAAUCAGAAUCAACAUUCUCAAUCAUCCAACACACCAUCGUCGAUGCACGCACGACGUUAUAAAAAUAAUGAGCAAGGUUUUUCAAAGCUUCCAUCACACUAUCGCCCAAAACAGCAGAAUCAUUAUCAACAAUUAAAUACUGAAAAUUUCGAUCAGGUUAAUCGCAUUGUUAAUCGUUAUUCACGACAAUCAAAUACCGCAGCUGGUUUCAACGACGCUAUUGAUCAAAUCGAUGCACUCUACAAUAAUCUUGAUGUUCAAACCAAUGAAGAUUAUAUUAUGAGAAGCAAUCCAACAACAACAACUCCUCCAUCUACAUAUGAUUUCUCCCAGCCAACAUCUGUAACCAAUCGUCGUAAAUACUUAUCACAAAAUGCUAAUGAUUAUUCGAAACGUUAUUCCUCAACUGGCUUUCAACAUGUUCCAGCUCAACACGAACAGGAAAUCAUCACAAGUAAUACAAAUUCACGACAUCUUGUUUCGCCGCCAACAACAUUCAGUUCGGAAAAACGUCAUUAUGAUACACAUCGAGCACUGAGUGAUAACGAAAACUUGAACAGUGUCAAUGAACACAAUCGUCGAUGGGGCUCAACAUCAUUAAAUGAUCUUGUUAUGGCAACACCAAUACGACCUUCACAAUCAUUAUCAUCAUCAGGCAUCUUAGCUGAUUAUGCUACACCUGGCUCUGUCAGUCCGAAUUCCGGUUUUGGAUCAACGCAAAAUGUUAUCCUUCAACAAAAUCGUUUGAAUGCACAAUCACAAAUCGUGCAACGUAAUCGAACGUCAGUCAAACAAAUGAAACAAAAGAGUGCAGCGAAGAAACGAACGGGAGGCAAUCAGGGGCAAUAUAGCGAUGAAGAAGAUGAUAAUGAUUCUCUUGGUGACCAUGAUUCACCACUGUCGGAUACUGGCCGUCCACAACCACCAACUCGAUCAUCUAACCGUCAACAAUAA